AUGGCCGACCAUAAAGCGGGCAGCGAACCAGAUCUCAAUCACAGAAGAGCAUCUCCGUCCCAAGAAGGAACAGCAAUGUCAGCAUUAACGACAAUUCCUACCUCAAUCACUCUGUCAACGGAGCAGUUCGAGAAAUUGUACCUCACCCCACUGAGGCACCGACAGCCCGCGUUCACCCAAACAUUUGGAAACCCUACUCCGCUGUGCGUAACCGAUCUACUUUUGUUUGCUCCUAAUCUCGAAUACUCAGAUGAGAUGUAUAGAGCCCUGGGUGGCUUCGUGGUAACCACGACACCACUAUCCUGUUGCUUGAUGGCCUGGCGAGGUGCUGGUGGGAAUGGAAUUGCAUUCACCGGACCCAUCAUCUUCCUCGGCGGAACGUUGCUGGUUAUCACCAGUAUCUUGGAGUUUAUCCUAGGGAAUACAUUCCCCUGCGUUGUGUUUGGCACUAUCGGAGGAUUCUGGUUCGCCUUCGGAGCAACCCAAACCCCAGCUUUCAAUGCCGCCGCCCCAUACUCCACCUCAACGACGAAUACAAUAGAAGGCCUCCAUAGCCCCGAAUUCCUCAAUACAUACGCGUUCCUCUUCGUCUCAAUGGCCAUCCUAGUCACCAUCUACAUGAUCUGUGCCACCCGCACAAACGCAGUCUAUGUCCUCAUCUUCGCCGCCCUCAUCGUCGUUUUCGUCUGUCUAGCCGCCGCAUACUGGCGUCUAGCGAACGGGGAUGCUAUUAUUGGGAAUCGUCUGAUUGUUGGAGCCGGGGCUGCGUUGUUCGUAGCUAGUCUCUUAGGGUUCUAUUUGCUCGUUGUGCAAUUGUUUGAGGCUUUGGGGUUUCCGGUUAAUCUGCCUGUGGGGGAUUUGAGUGGGUUUUGGGGUAGGGGGAGGGAUGGUGAACGAGAUGUAGAAAUGGUCGGUGAUGUUGGGGGAAAGGUGUGA
Molecule: messenger RNA, 936 nt
Organism: Aspergillus caelatus
Lineage: Eukaryota; Fungi; Ascomycota; Eurotiomycetes; Eurotiales; Aspergillaceae
Product: GPR1/FUN34/YaaH-class plasma membrane protein
Exons: 7
Coding region: 1-936 (311 amino acids)
Cellular component (GO): plasma membrane
Molecular function (GO): acetate transmembrane transporter activity
Source: RefSeq, a predicted model, not a curated record